CUCGCAGUGCGCGUUCUAGCACAUAUUGACAGAGAAAAGGUCGUUUUCCCGUGCGACAAUGUAAACACAAGGGCUGAAUAGCUUUUCCCCGAAAUUACAGCUGCGCGUGUGAUUGCUAGUAAUAUGAAGCGCGUUUACUCGUGAUCAUUAAUUUGUAUUUGCAGUGUAAUCUCUGGUGUUCUUACUGUUGCUACUGUGUCAAGUGUCAAGUCACUUUUACCAUCACAAAUGGUCUCAGCUGAAGAGGACAAAUCGCAAUGGCCGCGAGUUUCAAAGUUCGUUUUGUCAGCCUGUGCUGCCACUGUUGCAGAAUUGGUCACGUUUCCUCUCGACCUCACUAAAACAAGGCUGCAAAUACAAGGUGAAGCUGCCCUUCGAAAGCAUGGCAGUAGGACUACUCAGACCAUGUACCGGGGAAUGAUAAAAACUGCCGUGGGAAUAGCGCGUGAGGAAGGUCCCCUAAAACUAUGGCAAGGGGUUACACCAGCUAUCUACAGACACAUAGUUUAUUCAGGUGGACGCAUGUUAGCGUAUGAACAGCUCAGGGAGUCUGUCUUGGGGAGGUCGGAGGACGGCAGCUUUCCGCUCUGGAAAGCAGUCAUUGGGGGAAUGAUGGCAGGUGCACUGGGACAAUUCUUGGCCAGCCCCACAGACCUAGUGAAAGUACAGAUGCAGAUGGAGGGAAAACGCAGGCUGGAAGGCAAGCCGCCGCGAGUCCAUGGUGUGUACCAUGCCUUUGUGAAGAUCCUUUCAGAGGGAGGAAUCCGAGGUCUAUGGGCUGGCUGGGUGCCCAAUGUCCAACGGGCUGCCCUGGUUAACUUAGGAGACCUUACAACAUAUGACACUGUGAAGCACUUUCUCCUGAGAAAUACUCCUUUAGAGGAUAACAGUCUUUGUCACGGACUAGCCAGCACUUGUUCUGGUCUGGUUGCUGCUACAAUGGGAACUCCUGCCGACGUGGUCAAAACAAGAAUCAUGAACCAGCCCCGAGAUUCAAAUGGAAGGGGCCUUCUGUACAAGUCAUCCAUUGACUGUCUGAUUCAGUCUGUGAAAGGAGAAGGAUUUCUGUCCCUUUAUAAAGGAUUCCUCCCAACCUGGAUGAGAAUGGCUCCUUGGUCCAUGACAUUCUGGUUGACUUUUGAACAAAUCCGGAAGGCAGUCGGCAUCAGCUCUUUCUGAUGGAAUGUCAUCUGGUGUGUAAAAGAGACUGAAGACAAGGGCAGGGAUGCUCAAUUCUACUUCCAUAGUACCUCAAAAGAAUAUCACAUGUUUUUGUUUCUGUUUUUUUUUUUUUUUUCUAAUUAAAAGUGCUACACCUGUUGACAUCUACCUCCUACAUCAGAAUAGCUAACUUCUGUCUUGUUGUUAAGCAUUACAGAUUUCAUUCAGUAUGAUUUUGAUGCCUGAAACCAGAGGUAGUUCAAAAUACACAACAAAACUGAUAAGAAAACACUGUGAAAACAUUGUACUGUCAUUAAAACCAUUAAUAACAAAUUUGAAAAAAAAAAAACAAAAAAAAAAGAACAUUCCAUUGAGAUUCUACCACAACUCUAAAUUUGACCCUGUCCACUGAAAAAAAACAAAACAAAACAGCACACAGUAAUUUAACACUGACACCAUUGCUCAUUCGUAGAUACUGCUGUGGUCCCAUAGUAACCCAGCAACAGUGUUAAAGUAUAAUUAUACCACAGGACAGAGCAGAGAAUGGGUCACUACAUUAGAGUGCAGCCCUCAACUUAAAAGGAGAAGACAAGCAUGCUUAACGUGGUUUGGCGAUUGCUUAUUCUAAUUAUAAACAUAUUAUCAACUUGUGUUACUUUUAGAAUUUCCUUGUUUAGAAAUCGCCUUUCUUGUUAUUUUACAUUUUACUCACUUGUUAUAGUUUUUUCUUUUGUUUUGCUUUGUUUUUAUUGAGUAACCAGGGGGGAUAACCUGUAGAGUCUUGGGGUUUUCAGUUUCAGUCCUGCAGACCCAAAUGACAAGACGUUUGUGCUCUAGUGAGGCACCGCUACGUCUGAUUCAAGUUAUCUGCUGAUUACUGAAUCAUUGGCCACAGCCAGAUGAUGUCAGGCAUUGCCUGAAAUGUGUGGAGUAUUGAGUCAACUGAAUUGGAUCACGAAGACAUUUGAUACUGCCAUGCAAGAAACACUGUGAUUUUUUUCUUACAUUGU
Messenger RNA from Chanos chanos (milkfish), 2171 nucleotides. It is a transcript of the gene slc25a27, whose product is annotated as solute carrier family 25 member 27. NCBI's taxonomy places the organism in Eukaryota, Metazoa, Chordata, Actinopteri, Gonorynchiformes, Chanidae. The transcript has 9 exons. The record is from RefSeq and is a predicted model, not a curated record. Bases 229 to 1179 code for a protein of 316 amino acids.